Messenger RNA from Penaeus monodon (black tiger shrimp), 389 nucleotides. Its product is annotated as D-aminoacyl-tRNA deacylase-like. Lineage: Eukaryota; Metazoa; Arthropoda; Malacostraca; Decapoda; Penaeidae. Gene Ontology annotation, cellular component: cytoplasm. Gene Ontology annotation, molecular function: D-tyrosyl-tRNA(Tyr) deacylase activity. Gene Ontology annotation, biological process: tRNA metabolic process. The record is from RefSeq and is a predicted model, not a curated record.
AGCGCGCGCGCCUGCACCCGCCGAGGGCCAGCGCAACCGAGUCCGAUUCCGCGAUCAGUAUCGACGGACGCUCGGGUCGCCACGCUCGCUCGUCGAAGCACGUCGCACAGGAUUAAGCACUAAAUUCCCCAGGACACCAGUGCACUACAAAAGGCGAACAUGAGGGCUGUUAUUCAAAGAGUUCGUCGUGCAGCAGUAACAGAUGGCAAAUUUGGUGCUAUGAUGCAAGUUGAUAUCAUAAAUGAUGGGCCAGUAACUAUCAACAUUGACUCACCUUCUAAGAAGGUUAAUAAGAAUUGUACAGAUAGUCAUGAGUGAUGACUACUAACAAUUAUAUACAUUUUUUAUAUGUAACUACUUAUAAAUGUAAUAAAACAAUAUAUUAUAAA